AUGCUACAGGGAAAGAUCAUCGUCUGGAACUGUAGAGGUAUAGUCAACAAUGAAACCCAGCGUGCCUUAAUCAAUAUCGUGCAGGCUCGCAAGCCAUCUCUAAUAUUCCUUUCGGAAAUUCUCGCUAGAAAAGAGCUUAUUGAUCAACUCACAAGAAGCCUUGGUUUCAAGGAUAGCAUAUGCUUUCCACAACAACAUGAGUCGCAAGGCCUGGCACUUAUAUGGAGUGAUGACAUUCAUGCAGAACUCAGAUCCAAAUCAGCGAACCACAUUGAUGUUGUACUUGGCAAACCUGACGAAACAAAGAAGUGGAGGUUUACUGGUAUAUAUGGUUUUGCGGCCAGGAGUGAUCGUAAUCGAACCUGGUCUCUCAUCAAAACCCUAGCCAAUGAAACAUAUAAUUUACCAUGGCUAAUUGCAGGGGAUUUCAAUGAAAUUAUGAUGCAGGCAGACAAAUCGGGAGGCCCUCCUAGGGCUCAAGCACCAAUGACACAAUUCAGAAGUACAAUGACGAGCUGUGGUUUUAUCGAUCUUGGGUAUGUAGGCAGCAGAUACACAUGGAGUAAUAAGUUCAUAAAGGAGCGUCUAGAUAGAGGUUUUCAAACUGUUCGAUGGCGGGAUUGGUUCCCUUUUAGUAGGGUGAUUACCCUUGAUCCCUCAGAUUCUGAUCAUUGUCCCCUUCUUAUAGGAGUAAACCUGGAUAAGAGCCGACACAGGAGGAAGGCCAGACUUUUUCGUUUUGAAGAGUCGUGGCAUGGAAACUCAUAUUGUAGAUGCAUUAUUCAGAGACACUGGGCUCAACUGGUAACAGGCAAUGCUUUGCAACAGCUUGAUGCUAAGAUCAGGGCUACUGGCCAGGAAUUAAUGGAUUGGCACAUCAAAGAAUUUGAAAACCAUAAAGUGGAGCUAAAGGUGAUUCAAGAAAAGCUCACAUAUAUUAUGAAAGCCCCGUACUCACCAGAGCAGUAUGAAGAACAAAGGUCUUUACAUGUGAAACAAAACCAACUCUUGACUCAGCAAGAGAAGUAUCGGAGACAACGCUCUCGUGCUAUUUGGCUAAAAGAGGGUGAUCAGAAUUCAGCCUACUUUCACCGAAGAGCUAGCAAUCGAAGGAGCAAAAAUACAAUAAAAGGACUCACUAAUGAGUCCGGUGAAUGGAGUUCUGAGCCUGAUGACAUCAAAAGGUUGCUCUUAACCUACUUUCAAGGCAUUUUCCACUCUGAAAGUUCCAAUACCGAGGCUAUCCAAACUGUCCUAGCAGCAACACCUUCAAAAGUGACUGCAGCCAUGAAUGAAUCUCUCAUGCAACCCUACUCUGACGAGGAGAUUAAAAAAGCUCUUUUCCAAAGGCAUCCUUCAAAAAGCCCGGGGUCGGAUGGCAUGUCUCCUUUCUUUUACCAAAAAUAUUGGGAUAUGGUUAGUUUGGAUGUUUGUAAUGCAGUUCGUAACUCGUUGGAGAAGGGUGAGUUUUGGCAACAUUCCAACUUCACGUACCUAUGCCUUAUUCCAAAAAUCAAAGAUUCCAAGGAAGCAGCUCAUUUUCUACCCAUUGCCCUCUGUAAUGUUAUAUGUCAAAUUAUCUCCAAGGUUAUUGCAAAUAGGUUGAAACACUGUUUGCCGGACAUUAUCUCGCCACUGUAG
Messenger RNA from Rosa chinensis, 1641 nucleotides. RefSeq lists its product as uncharacterized. Lineage: Eukaryota; Viridiplantae; Streptophyta; Magnoliopsida; Rosales; Rosaceae. The record is from RefSeq and is a predicted model, not a curated record. The coding region runs from base 1 to 1641 and encodes 546 amino acids. Gene Ontology annotation, molecular function: catalytic activity. The transcript has a single exon.